UAUGGCCCAGGCUCAAGGCUUUGGAAGAAGGUCCGCAAAGGCCUUUCUGAAAGGUUUCUUCGUAGCCGUGCCGGUGACUGUGACGUUCCUGGAUCGAGUGGCCUGUGUGGCGAGAGUGGAGGGAACAUCGAUGCAGCUUUCCCUGAAUCCUGGGGGAAGCCAUUCAUCUGACGUGGUGCUUCUGAACCACUGGAAAAUUCGGAAUUACGAAGUUCAGCGUGGUGACAUAGUGUCAUUGGUUACUUUUGGAUAUUUGGAGGUGAUGGCUGAAUGCUGCUUCUGUCUCAUCCUCACCUGCCACAUCUUUCACUUGACCCACUGGAAGCCUAAGGGAACCUGCAUGGAAACCAUGGCCACUUGA
This is a messenger RNA of Tachyglossus aculeatus (Australian echidna), 361 nucleotides long. Its product is annotated as mitochondrial inner membrane protease subunit 2-like. Gene Ontology annotation, cellular component: mitochondrial inner membrane peptidase complex. NCBI's taxonomy places the organism in Eukaryota, Metazoa, Chordata, Mammalia, Monotremata, Tachyglossidae. Gene Ontology annotation, molecular function: serine-type endopeptidase activity. The transcript has 3 exons. Gene Ontology annotation, biological process: mitochondrial respiratory chain complex assembly. Bases 2 to 361 code for a protein of 119 amino acids. The record is from RefSeq and is a predicted model, not a curated record.